This is a messenger RNA of Xenopus laevis (African clawed frog), 6228 nucleotides long. It is a transcript of the gene smcr8.S, whose product is annotated as Smith-Magenis syndrome chromosome region, candidate 8 S homeolog. Bases 588 to 3410 code for a protein of 940 amino acids. NCBI's taxonomy places the organism in Eukaryota, Metazoa, Chordata, Amphibia, Anura, Pipidae. Gene Ontology annotation, cellular component: cytoplasm; guanyl-nucleotide exchange factor complex. The record is from RefSeq and is a predicted model, not a curated record. Gene Ontology annotation, molecular function: GTPase activator activity. The transcript is spliced from 2 exons.
ACAAAUAUGUGCAGAUUUCAAGAUCCAGAAGAAGACAAGGCAGAAGUUAUCUUGUAACACCGCAGUUAAGAGUCAGUUCCAGCUGGCAGCUAUGUAAUAUGGCAACAUGACGGAGAAUCCAUUUUACUCACGGGCAGUGCUGCUGCUGCUACUCUCUGUGACACUAUAUCACUACAGAACAGUAACAAACCAGCACAUUAUUCCCCGCGUUGAUUUUCACAGUCCCAUUCCGCCUGACCUUCUCGGUUUCCGUAAUGCUCCAGCGCCUACGCGUGUCAGGUGACUUUGCCGGCGGAACUACAAUCCCCAGCAUGCGUCGCUUCUCUGUUUUGAUACCGUACUCUACUGCUUGCUGGCAAGAUACAGCAGCGGCUUAUAUUUAUUAAAAAACACACAUCAUCUCUGCCGGUAGUUUAUUUCCCCUUGGCCUGGGUAUGUUCGAAUGGGACUAUUAUUGAGUUUCCUUUGGGCGUGACGUCACAUGAUUAUCAUGUGUCCUGCCUUCCAAGAUGGCUUCCUCCCUGUGAGGUGUUUUUUUGAGAGUACAUAACCGGGGGAGAAUCCGCCGGCACCUCCCGUUUGAGAAUAUGAUAGGCUCUCCGGACCUGAUGCCUUUUACAAUGGAGGAGGAAUAUGAAGACCCAUUUCAGGGUUCCUCUGGGCUGCCAGAAGAAUACUCUGUGCCUCUGUUCCCCUUUUCCCAAGCUAACAGAAGUCCCUGGUCCAGGCUGUCAGCUGCCAAAUUUAGCAGGGACUUUAUUCUCAUCUCAGAGUUCUCCGAGCAAGUGGGUCCUCAGCCCCUUCUCACCAUUCCCGAUGAUCAGCGUAUUUGUGGCGACUUUGACCUCAACUACUUCUCCCUGCGCAUUAUGUCGGUGGACUACCAGGCGUCCUUCGUGGGCCACCCCCCAGGGUCAUCCUACCCUAAGCUCAAUUUUGUAGAGGACUCUAAGGUUGUCUUGGGAGACUCUAAAGAAGGAGCAUUUGCAUAUGUCCACCACUUAACCCUGUACGACUUGGAGGCGCGAGGCUUCGUCAGGCCCUUUUGCAUGGCCUAUAUUUCCAUGGACGAGGAAAAGAUCAUGAGACAGUUCAUGGAGCUCUCUAGUGACUUCUCUAAAGCGUCAGAGUGCCUGAAAACUGGCAAUAGGAAGGCGUUUGCUAAUGAGCUGGAAAAGAAGCUCAGAGACCUUGAUUACACCCGGACAGUUCUACAGACACAGAUGGAAGAACAGAUGAAAGCUGACGACAAGGGAUUUUACACAACGCAAACCAUAGAUAAAGCCAAUGAACUUGCCAAUGUGGAGAAAUCCAUUAUAGAGCAUCAAGACUUACUGAAGCAGAUCCAGUUGUACCCAUACAGGAAAAUAAAAGAGACAGAUUUCCAGCCAUAUGAGCCUGAAACUUUACAAGACUCAGAUGUUCCGAAUGAAUCUGAGCAACCAUUAGCCAUUUCUGACCCAGAAGAGAGCCUGGUGGAAGAAGAGAACAGUGGUUACCUUCCCAGAUCAUCUUACACCCCUAAAUUCAUAAAGGCAAAAUCGUCAAAAUGCUUUGAUAAAAAAUUAAAAACAUUGGAGGAACUGGUUGAUAUUUAUUUCUUUACGCAAACAAUAGACCUACUUACUGUCGUCGAAAAGAGGUAUCGGGGUGACUUGAGCUAUCUUCUAAUGAAGCAACUUGAAAUGGGACUUUUAGAGCAACAGAUGGUUUCAAAUUUCCUGUUCGAAGACAUUGCGACUUGGGAUACAAAGCAAUCCAGUAUACAUUUCUCUAAUACUUUGGCACUUGCUCAGGCUUUGAAUAGUCCUAAAUUUGUGGAAGAACCAGGAAACCUUAAAAAUUCAGCAAGUCUGGAAUCGUACAAAUCAAGUGUGGAAUCUGUCCCUAUUAAAAUUGAACAGGAAAUGUUUGAAGAAGAAAUUCAUCAAGAGACAGGUGAGCUGAGUGUCUCUGACACCCUAGACAACUGUGAAUAUAAUGAUUUGGAUAUUAAAGGGAGUGUUAGUAGCAGUGAAAGCAUUGAAGUCUUGAGAACAGAGAAGUCGGUUGCUUUGUUCACUCAUUCUGAGAGCCAGCCAUGUUUAAGGCUUAGUCCCCAGGCACCCAGGAGAAAGGUAGGUAGCAGAAGAACCAUUAGUGGAGACAGUAUUGAAGUUCUAAGCAUGUGUCCUUCUGAAAGUGUUCUUCCUGAGGAUUUUAGACCAGCAUAUCAAGUCGCCAUCCAUGAAGAAGAACCAGAUGGAGUAGAUGUGGAUGGAGAGCAGCCAUGUAAUUCCACUAUUAAUGAGGAGAAUGAACCCUCUGCAAAUGAUUUAUCAGGAGACCCAGCUUGUUGCAUUGGGAUGGAAACUUCUGGACUUUUAGAGCAGACUGGAAAUGUGACCCCUGUACCUGAUGAUGAUGAUGAUGAUGAUAAUAGUACAGUUGUUAGUGUCCCACCACAGUCAUAUAGACACACGGAUCAUGCCUUUCAAGUCAAGUUCUCAGUGGACGGGACUGAGAUCCAUUCUAACAAAGUGAGCCCCCUUGGCCUUUCUAAACCUGAACAAGACUCAACAUAUUUAAUGAGUAGUGGAGAGUCUGUAAGACUGAUUAAUGAGGAGUAUUCUGACUCUACAAGUUAUAGAAGCAGUACUUCGACUUGUUCUGAUAGGACUCCCUCCCCUGCUCCAUGUGUCACUGGCCUUUCUGAACGACAUAAAAGAAAAGCCGGUCAAAAUGCACUGAUGUUCAUUAGACAGUACCCCUUUUCCCACCCUGCCAUUUAUUCUCUUCUCUGUGGAAGAACGCUCAUAGUAUUGGGUGAGGAGGAAGCUUUUGUCAGAAGGCUUGUGACGGCACUAUCAAUAUUUGUGCCCAAUCAUGGACAUGUUGCCAAACCCGUUAACACAUGGAUGACUUCCCCACUGCACAUAAUCGAUUUUCAGAAGUGGAAACUAAUUGGACUUCAAAGGGUUGGUUCUCCGUCCAGUACCAACAUCCUGCACUCCUUGAAUCGUUACAGUCGCUAUGCGAGUGUGUUGGACGCGGACUAUAAAACACUACGCUGCCCUGUAUAUAAAGGAGCCUUCCUGCAGAGACUGGCUGAUCACCGCACACAGAUCAGACGGGGCAGUACCUACUACAUGCAUGUGCAAAGUAUGUUGACUCAGCUUAGUUCUAAGGCUUUUCUCUUCACAUUUUGUCACCACGUGCAUCUCCCUAUACGGGAAAAAGAAAGUGAGGAGUCCAUAGCCCAGCGCAGAGCUGCCUUCCUUCACCAGCUGCUUGGUCUCUCUGAAGAGGACAGCAAGAUAGUGGAAUAUCUCUCAGAACUUCUCAAAAAGCAUUAUCUAAAGGAAUCAGGGACCCAGCUUCUCCCAAUGCUCAGGUUUGACUAUAUGUCCAAUUUUUUGUACAAGAUCUAACGUGGGAGCCUUCAUUCUUAUGGAGAGAGGCUGCCAUUGACUUGAGAAUGUAACUGUAGCUGAAGGAUGUCAACUGCUGCUCCUCAGACUGCCAAAUGUCUUUGGAAAUCUUCUUAGUGUUUUGUUGGCUUACUGUCUAUGUGAUUUGGUUGUGUACAUGCCUUCUUAAACCUUGAGACUACUGAGCAACUGCCCUGUUCUCACCCCCCGCAUGUUAAAUAUACAGGAGAAUUCUGUAGUAUAGGAAGCUGUAAGUAGGAAACAGCUGUGAUGUUUUUUAUAAGGCAUAGUCCUCAACAGCAAAGUGAUUCUAACCUUUCAUGAUGCGAAAGGAUAACCGAUUUGUUUUGUAUGUGCAGGUAUCAAUGUAGAAUACUUAACUGCCUACUCAGUGGUGCAGGCGGCAGCCUACUCCAAACACAGCAGACAUUAAUGUUCCUUAUCCGAAUGCACUGAGCAAUGUAAUGAGCAGUAAUGUUCUGUUUAGGGAUGCACCAAAUUCACUAUUUUCUAAACCCAAAUUCUUUGUUAUGUGACAAAAAGUCCCAUAAUGUUAAGGAUUUGGUUCAGCCAGGCACGGCAAUUUGGCCGAAUCCUGCUGAAAAAGGCAGAAUACCGAAUCCUGGAUUCGGUGCAUCCCUAGUCCUGUUAACUGUAGGUGAUAGGUUUCAAGCACUAAUUAACCUAAUAGCUUUACCUCCAAAUUCUGUUCACUUAUUUGCUGUGAUCACUUUGCCCUGGUGCCAAUGAUUUGCUGCUACAGUCAAUAUGAAGUUAGAAAUUGCAUUGCAUGUUAUAUGACUCACAAACCAAAGGGUGGUAAUAUAAUACCAGUUUUUCCUGGUCAAUAUUAGCAUAGCCUAGUGCCACUAGCCUGUUGCUGAAUCACUAUUACAAAACCCAGGUUUUCCUUGGCCUUACAGACUGUGAUGGGAGUAAAACAUGGUUAUUUUUGUAUCUCGAAUUACUUGAUAAUAUGUUUUUUGUAACCAAUAACAGACCCCAAGUUUGUGUAGGACUGAACUAUUGUAGCAUUAGUAGUUCUGCUUGUGCAGUGUAUGGCGCCAUUAUAUACAGCAUUGGCAUUCCCACUACGAUACAAGAAAAUCCCUCUGGGCACUUACGAUCCAGGUCUGUUCAUCGGAUAUGUGCACAGUGAGCUGGUGUUUGCGAUAGGAGAAGGUGUGGUCACUGGAGGGGAAUUUGGUGGCUGUGGAGCCUUUGAGGUCAGGUCCUCUGGUGGGCCUUUGGUGAUAGUAUAGCGGUUUACAUAACCCUCUUUCAUGCACUGAGCCUAACUGGGCAAAAUUCUCUGUACUAAUAUAACAUGAUCCACUGCUCCUCUGUAUUCUGCACUGCUUCUUAAAGGAGAAGGAAAAUAUUCUUCUACUUGGGGAUGCCAAAUGUUAGGCACCCCCAAGUGAUUAUAUAUAUAUAUUUACCUGAAACCCCGGGCCGGUGCUCCUAUCAGCAGAAAACUGCACAGGCUCGGGGUUCUUCCGGCAAGCACCACAAAGCAAUCCUCUUCCGGCUUCUUCUUUCUUCUUGUGGCUGCACAUGUGCAGUAGAGCGAAAAGCCGAACUGUAGCUAAAAAGUCGGCUAAUUCGUCUACUGUGCAUGCGUCUGCCCCGGGAAAUUUGAAGAAAAAGCCGGGAAAGGAUCGCUUCGUGGUGUUCGCUAGAAGAACUUCGGGUCGGUGCAGUUUUCUGCUGAUAGGAGCACCGGCCUGGGGUUUCAGGUAAGUAAAUACAAUAACUUGGGGAUGGCUAACAUUUGGCACCCCCAAGUGGAAGAAGACUUUCCUUCUCCUUUAAUCUCUUGGGGUUUGUCUGGGCCUGCCUUGGCCACCUUAGAUUUUCAAAGCUGCUAAGUAGCUCUUCCAUGUAUUUCUUAUGACUUACCAGAUAAAUCAUAAAGGAUUCUGUGUACAGUAAUACUCCAGUAAUGUGUGAUACUUACUAAAAGCCAUUAUACUGCCAUGAUACACCUGACGUUUAAUUACAUGAUGGACUUCAAGCUGUAAUCAUGUCAUGUAUCAAGAAAUUUAUGUUUUAUAAUUUAAUCGUGAGUCACACAAUUUUCUAUGCAUUUUUUCUUUUGAAUAUGCAACCUUCCCAUAGGGUGUUUCUUGAAAUAUUUUUUGAUUGAUUUUAUGCAAUAUCUUUCCUUCUUCCAGAAUGUCUGUGUAGGUAGACCUGGGAUGGAAGGGUAUUUAAUUAGGAUUAUUCCUUAUUAAUUAGCAAAUGCAUCAUGUGUUGUGGUAGAGUUUUGAUGGAAUUGCCACAGGACUCCAAAUGGAAAUCAUUGAUAGUUUAGCUGUGAACUGGGUGCAUUGACAGCCUCUAAUCAGGUUAUGGAUCCAUUCCGUCCAUCUUAUUCAGGGCCGGAACUAGGGGUAGGCAGAAGAGACACCUGCCUAGGCUGCAACAAUAGGGAGGUACCUCUUAAAUUGUCUUCUGACUACCCCUAUUCCGUUUUUGCAGCCAUCUUUGGUUUUCGCCUCCGCAUCUCUCUUCCCCCUCCCUCCAUUGUUCUCCCCUCCAUCUCUCCCACUUCCCCUCAGUCACUCCCCCACCUCUGUCCUCGUCCUGCCGGCUACUCACACAUUCGCGCGCGGGAGAGGGAGCCGGGUUGCCAGCUGGGUUGCCUACGGUUUGGCCCGGCCCUGAUCUAUGCUGUAUGUCUUGCUGUCCACAAGAUGACUUUAAACCCCAUAAUUGGUCUUGACUGUCCAUCUUGUUAGAUGCCUGUCCUGUUGUCUACACACCUGAUUCCUAAUUGCACCAUAUCCCAGUGUUCGUGAUUGGGCAGUUUGUU